Galeopterus variegatus (Sunda flying lemur) is the source of this 1871-nucleotide messenger RNA. RefSeq names its product protein NipSnap homolog 3A. The transcript has 6 exons. The coding region runs from base 171 to 1097 and encodes 308 amino acids. Gene Ontology annotation, cellular component: mitochondrion. Lineage: Eukaryota; Metazoa; Chordata; Mammalia; Dermoptera; Cynocephalidae. The record is from RefSeq and is a predicted model, not a curated record.
AAACACACGCACAAUCCACACACAAACAUUUACAAAUUCGCGCAUAGGAAUGGAUGAGGUGGUGGGCUGGCCCAGAACCAUCUCUCGGCAUUCAACUAACUCUAUCACCUUUGACUUCUGAGGCAAGAACGUUUGAGGAAACAUAGCGGGAACAAAGGGUCAGCGCUGAGAUGACAGACUCCAAGCUGACUGGGCCAAACCGCGGGGAGGCGCGUCCUUGGGGCGGAGCUGACCCCGACGAGCCCCGCCCCGGCCUGCGUCCACCAAUUGUGCAGUUGCCGCUGGAAACCACAAGAGGAGCAGUCCCAGAAAGAACAGGGCUGGCUGCCUUUCUCAGCGCUCGAAGCCGCGCCAUGCUUGUCCUCCGAAACUGCCUGACUAGAGCGCUGGCCCCGCGAACGCUCGAGCCUCAGGUGUGCUCAUCUUUUGCCACAGGCACCAGACAAUAUGAUGGAACAUUCUAUGAAUUUCGUACCUAUUGUCUUAAACCUUCAAAGAUGAAUGAGUUCCUGGAAAAUGUUAAGAAAAACAUUCAUCUUCGAACAGCUCACUCUGAAUUGGUUGGAUAUUGGAAUGUAGAAUUUGGAGGCAGAAUGAAUAAAGUGUUUCAUAUUUGGAAGUAUGAUAAUUUUGCUCAUCGAGCUGCAGUUCGGAAAGCACUGGCCAAAGAUAAGGAAUGGCAAGAACAAUUCCUAAUUCCAAAUUUGGCUCUCAUUGAGAAACAAGAGAGUGAGAUUACUUAUCUGGUACCAUGGUGCAAAAUAGACAAGCCUCCAAAAGAAGGAGUCUAUGAACUGGCUACUUUUCAGAUGAAACCUGGUGGUCCAGCCGUGUGGGGUGAAGCAUUUAAAAGGGCAGUUCAUACUCAUGUCAAUCAAGGCUACACAAAACUAGUUGGAGUGUUCCAUGCAGAAUAUGGAGUACUCAACAGAGUCCAUGUUCUUUGGUGGAAUGAGAGUGCAGAUAGUCGAGCAGCUGGGAGGCAUCAGUCUCAUGAGGAUCCCAGAGUUGUAGCUGCUGUUCGAGAAAGUGUUAACUUCCUAGGAUCUCAGCAGAAUAUGCUUCUGAUUCCUACGUCAUUCUCACCAUUGAAAUAGUUUUCUACUGAAAUACAAAACAUUUCAUUAACUGGUAUAAAAUGUGUCUGCUAAUGUUGCUUAAAUAUUUCCAAGAGUUUCUCACUUUUAUUUGUAGGAGGUGGUAAGUUAAUUUGCUGUGUCCCUUGCAUUAUUUAAAGCUACCUUUGUCCUUUGUCACCACCACUUCAGGAAAUGGUUCUGUUUAUUUUCCUCACAGCAUUUCAGUAUCUGUCAGACAUUAUAAACACUUGUCACUACUUCAAGAUCUUGAUUUUUCCAUUUGUUUCACAAUAUCUCUUCUUCUGUACUUUGACAACCUUUUGCUUUAUAGCAUUUUCUUAUAUUGAAAUGAUGAUGUUACAUUUCCAUGCCUGUGACAAUAUUUUUAAAUUACUAAUAUACAUUAUCAACCUUUUCAUUGUGUCAUUUUUCCUGAGAUUUUUCAGUGUUUUGUCCAGUAUAGUUUAUUUUAUAAUACCAAAUGGGAUUCAUGAAAAUCUUAAGCAUAUUUUUUGAAUAUGGAAAAGUAUAUUAUCAUUUGUGUCAUAUACAUUAAUUAUGGUUUUCACGUUAUUAGUCGCUUACUUGGAAAAUAAUGUUAUUAGGUGCUGGUAUUAAAAAUCUUUGAAGACUCCUUGGUUCAUUUGCUGAAAUGUCUUCAUUUGUAAUUCAUUUUACUAAAUUUACUUCAUUCUGGAUCCUAUUUAACAAAGAUACUUGAGACAUCUGUUUAUUUUAAUGAGAUCUUUAUGAAUAUGGAAAUGUUUGUCCUAUUAAAAACCUACAUAUACA